AUGGGGCCCACCUGGGUAACGACGGGGCGUGUCGAUUGCAUGCGGUUCCAAAACGAAAUCAGGGACCUACUCGGGGGCCCGCAGAUCACUUACGGUUCCAAAACAAAACCAGGGACUCCGGGCAACGACAGAGGGCUCGCAGAUCGUAUGCAACAGUUCACCAAUCAAACGACAUAA
Messenger RNA from Dentiscutata erythropus, 177 nucleotides. The record is from the annotation of a GenBank genome assembly. Lineage: Eukaryota; Fungi; Glomeromycota; Glomeromycetes; Diversisporales; Gigasporaceae.